This is a messenger RNA of Vitis vinifera (wine grape), 3341 nucleotides long. RefSeq lists its product as uncharacterized. The record is from RefSeq and is a predicted model, not a curated record. Bases 127 to 3099 code for a protein of 990 amino acids. Lineage: Eukaryota; Viridiplantae; Streptophyta; Magnoliopsida; Vitales; Vitaceae. Gene Ontology annotation, biological process: regulation of telomere maintenance. The transcript has 13 exons. Gene Ontology annotation, cellular component: nucleus.
AUUAUCAAACUGCCAUAAAUCUGGAGUUGCUGCAAUGCGAAAACCCUAGAAUCAUUCUUCAAAAACCUAAUGCGAUAUCUCUGAUCAUCUUCAUCUUCUCCGGGUUUCGAUCCUUAAGCUCGAAAAAUGGACCAUCAAUGGCGGCCUCGACCAAUUCAAGGUAAUAUCUGUCCUAUCUGUUCAAUUUCUCACUUUCCAUUCUGCCCUCCACAUCCCUCACUUGAUCAAUACCCAAGAUUUUCUUUGGAGAACAAUCGGUUAUUUCAAAGACCUGUUUUGGAUCCGCUUAUUGAUAAUCGUGCACACCCGUUUGUGGGUUACCCGAACGAUGGGUAUGGGGAUCCGCGAUUUUGGAAUAGAAACCCUAAUUUAGAGAGGGAUGCGUAUGUGCAAUUUCCAUUUCAGCCUCAGAUUGGUGGGGUUCAUAGGGAUGGGUUUGGAUCGACGGUUUAUGAUUAUGGUAAGAAUGAUUUUCUGAGUGGAGGUGACAGAAAUAGUAAGAGGAUGAGGUUUGAUGAGACGGCUUCGGGUUCUUUUUCGAAUGAUUAUCAUUUAAAUCCAACAAGGGUUAUGUCGGAGGAUGAGCGAAGGUUGAAGUUGAUACGCGAUCAUGGGGGCGCCUCUAGUGGUGUGCCACAUGGUGGGACAGUGUCGGGCUUGGGAAUUAGUGCGGGUUUUAAUGGCGAAAUUAAAGAGUAUAGUCAUGAAAACUCAACUUCAGAGAGGAAUUUCGGGAACAGCGAAGUUGUGGAUCGUGGAAAAUUUGAUGACUUCCGGGGCUGUAGGGGUGAAAUUCAGAUGAACAAUAUUCAUGACGCAGGGUUUGGUUCUGUUGAAAGAGAAGGGUCAUCUUUUAGAGAGGAACAUGGUUCGACCUUUGGACAACAAUAUAUGCAGAUUAAUAGAAAUGGAUUUCAGUCUAAUGUAGACCAUAGUGUUUUCAGAAAUGAGGGUGAUGGAGUCCAUUCUCAAAAUGAAGGACUGAAGCAAUCUCAAUAUUUUCAAAAUGAGCAUCCUCCGCAUCCUUCUUUGCCAACCUAUGGACAUAAUGGUCUCCCCACUAGGGUUUCCGACAAUGUUGGGCUAUCCCAUUCAUCACAACAUGGGCCUUAUCCCAUUCUUGAAGUUCAGAAUGAGAACUAUAAUGGUCACAAUCUUCAACAUCUUCAGCUUAAGAAUUCCAUGUCAGUGAAGGAGCCUCCGUAUUCCCAUAUACCAAAUUGGCAGGUGUCGUCAGGUUUGAGUGUACCAUACCAUGAAAAGAGAGAUAGUCUAGCAGGGGAUGGUGCUUCUAACAAUCUUCCUGGGCAGCCUUACACAUUUGAACAUCCAGUUAAGCAGAAACAAGAUUUCCAAUCCCAUGUACAGCUAAGUGAUGUGAGACAGUCAUUUGAAGUUAGAUUUCCAUCACAGGAGGGCAAUCAGGGUACAGUUUUACAUCAAAAUUCACCUCUAGGAGCUCAAUAUGGUAGUCACAGACAAGGUGGUUACUUGCCAAUCCACACUGGUAGUAACAUAGUUUCCGAAGGCCUGAGUCAGAUGCAGGCGUCCCGGUCAUUUCAUGUCCAGCCUCCACUUCCUGCCUCUCCGCCACCACCUCUUCCAGUGGACCCGCCAGGUCAUACUUCAUCAAAAUCAAAAACUUCAUCCUCAGCUCCCAUGAAAUCCUCUCCACUCUUUCCAGUUCCUGCUGGUUCUUUGGCUAUGGCACCAUCAUCAUACCCUCCAGUUCCUGGAGCCAACUCCUUGUCGCAACCCUAUUUUCAUAAUAAAUCACAUCUACAUGCCUCAACUGGCUUUGCUACAGAGGAACCUCAGGAUAUCCGUGGGACAUCUUCUAAGCAAUAUUUGGCAGAAGGUCAACCCUACCUGAUCAAGCAUCCGUCUUCAGAGAAGCCUAAUUCUAUUGAUGCUUCCCACUUAUUUAAGCAGCCACAUCGAGUUGGCCGUCCUGAUCAUGUUGUGAUAAUUCUUCGAGGUCUUCCAGGUAGUGGAAAGAGCUACUUAGCUAAGAUGUUACGUGACCUUGAGGUUGAAAGCGGUGGCGAUGCUCCGCGAAUUUAUUCCAUGGAUGAUUAUUUCAUGACUGAAGUUGAAAAGGUUGAGGAGAGCGAGAGUAUGAAAUCUUUUUCAGCUAGAGGCAAGAAACCAAUUGUGAAGAAGGUCAUGGAGUAUUGUUAUGAACCUGAAAUGGAAGAGGCAUAUCGAGCAAGCAUGUUGAAAGCAUUUAAGAAGACCCUUGAGGAGGGAGUGUUCACCUUCAUAAUUGUGGAUGACCGCAAUCUGCGGGUAGCUGAUUUUGCUCAAUUUUGGGCAACUGCAAAGAGAUCGGGAUAUGAAGUUUACCUUUUAGAAGCUUCAUACAAGGACCCUGCGGGUUGUGCAGCAAGGAAUGUGCAUGGUUUCACCCAAGAUGACAUACAAAGGAUGGCUGGACAAUGGGAAGAAGCUCCGUCCAUGUACUUGCAGCUGGACAUCAAGUCAUUAUUCCAAGGGGAUGAUCUGAAGGAAAGCGGGAUUCAGGAGGUAGAUAUGGACACAGAGGAUGGGGAUUGUGAUGGAGGUCUAUCCGGAUCACAAGAAGAGAAAUCUGAGAAGGUCGCAGCACCUCCUGUGGAAGAUUAUGCACCUGAUGCUAUAGGUUCUUCAAAGGAUGGCAAGAGAUGGGAUGCUGAAGGAGACCAUCCGGCAGAAGUGAAAGAGUUAGGUUCAAGUAAAUGGUCAAAUGAUUUAGAUGAAGAUGAUACUGAAAAAUCUAGAGGCCCAAAGGAAAAUUUAAAUGCCCUGUCUGGGUUAAUUCAAGCAUAUAGUAAGGGAGGUAAAUCUGUACAUUGGGGUGACCAGGCUGGGAAUACUGGAUUCUCAAUAGGUACAGCAAAGAAGGCAAACUCUUUAGUCAUUGGACCUGGUGCUGGAUACAACUUGAAGUCAAAUCCGUUGCGUGAGGAGGAGAAUUCAACCUCAAGCGGAAAUACUGGAGGGUCCAAGAGGACAAGUAUGUUCCAAGAGCAACUCCGAGCAGAGCGUGAGUCCUUCAGAGCUGUUUUUGACAGGAGGCGACAUCGGAUUGGUGGACUCGAUGCAGAUGAGGAAUCAUAAAGCAUGUAUGAACUACUGGUGUUUGAUUUGAAACUUGAUCAUGUAUUUUUCUUCUUUUGAUUUUUAUUUCCAUUUCCUGGCUUAAGUUGGGUAGUGUUUGGAGGACAAUCAGUCCAUGAAAAAUGCUGAUUCAGUCCCUGUAAUUUUAUAAUUUUAACAAGAUGGAAAAUGUUGUUCAAUCUGUCGAGAGGAAAAUGGCUUUAUUUCCCCUUAAUGAGAAAUUCUAAGCAUGUUUUCCUUUU